Molecule: messenger RNA, 1523 nt
Organism: Pocillopora verrucosa
Lineage: Eukaryota; Metazoa; Cnidaria; Anthozoa; Scleractinia; Pocilloporidae
Source: RefSeq, a predicted model, not a curated record
CUCAGCAACAAAUAUUUUUCUAAACUGGCCCUUGACGAAAGAUGAGUCUCGUUGCAGUUGGGACGCGCUUUAGUUGCUGUGUCAUUGUGAGGGGGUGGCUGUUGUAAGAAAGAGGCGGUUCAUGGAUUGAGGCCGUCAAAUUAAUUCAGAAAGCUUGGAGAAAGCAUCGAAGAACGAGGAGGAUCAAAGCAACCAAAUUAACACAGCAAGCUUGGAGAGACUACCAAACUGGACGAAGGCUCAAAGCAACCAAACUAAUACCGAAAGCUUGGAGAGAGUACAGAACUAGACGAAGGAUCCGUAGAAAAAGAAAAAGUCAGGAGAUGUCCGAUUAUCCUACCAAAAUGCGAAGAGUGGAAGAUUUGGACAACGUUGAUUUCCAGGACCUAUUUGAAGUUAAGAAACUUGGGGAAGGAGGCUUUGGCGAGGUAGCGCAAUUUUAUUGCCGAAAAACCCAUGGAUAUUACGCAGUAAAAACCUUUAAGGAGAAUGAAGCAAACAAAUCGAUGGUGUCGAAAGAAACAUUCAUCCUCCUCCACUUGGCCGGGAGUUCCAGGGUUACCCAGUUAUGCCGGGCGUUUACCAUCAAACUCACAAAAACAGCCUUAGCGCUUGAGUAUUUGCCCGGUGGGGACUUUGCUGGAGUUCUGCGAGCCCAGGGAGGAAAACUGAGUGAGGAACGCGCCAGGUUUUACGCCGUCGAUAUCGGCCUGGGAUUGAAAUAUUUGAAUUCGAAAAACGUCAUCCACAGAGAUCUAAAACCGGAAAAUAUUCUGGUAACCUCAAAUGGCCACCUGAAGCUGUCAGACUUCGGUCUGAGCGAAUUUGUCGUCUUUGCAGUCACUGGAGUAUGUGGAACUUAUCCAUAUAUGGCGCCUGAGAUGAUCAUGGGAGAGUCUUAUACUUACUCUGUGGACUGGUGGUCCUUUGGCGUGACUUUAUUCCUGAUGCUGACCGGCAAGCUACCAUUUUAUGGUAAAGACAAGAGACAACUUUUCGAAAACAUCGUAUACACAACGCCUGAUAUCCCCAAUUGGCUUGGGAGAGAGACCAGAGAUUGCCUUUUCAAGCUUCUCCAAAAAUGCCCGGAUGUGAGGCUUGGCGUUGACAAUUUUCGAUACCAUCCGUUCUUCAGCUGUUUUCAGUCUUCAGAACCUCUCGCAAUUGCAUGUGGUCCAUCCGCGGUAAAUACGACAGCAGAGAAUGAGAUUAACUACAUCUCUGGAUUUUCAUCUUUACUGUCAGACGAUGCAAAUAUCAUCAUUGCAGAUGACGCUCUUUCAAAUUAAUUACCACUGAGUUUGGGGGUUUUUCAAACCUAUGUCAAAAAAGAUGUGAACUUAUCAAUAUGUUCAACUGAACUUAAUAAAAGAUACUUUCGAUCGAACUUAUCAAUAUGUGUGUCUUGUUUGUUUGUCACACCAAUAACUAUCCAUUACGUUCCGCUGGUUAAAGGUACCUUCAACUACAGUGCUUAGUAUCUUCAAGCUUUGCUUAAAUUUCUAUGGAAAUCUUGAUACAUG